GAUCACACGCGAAUCAUCUUAGAAGAUAAUGAAUCUUCUUCGCCUGGAUUUUCUGAUUAUAUAAAUGCCAACUUAAUUAAGCCUAUAUUUCAGGUGCUUCCAGAAUAUGAAAUGUUUGCUGGGAUCAGUCGGUCAUACAUCUCCACUCAAGGCUGCCUACCAAAUACCGUAGAUGACUUUUGGCGGAUGAUAUGGCAGAAAAAAUGCUCCAUAAUCGUGAUGACCACCAAGGAGAUGGAACGUGGAAAGGUAGUUUUGGCGUCUUUGUACCCUAAUACUCGUUUGUUUGUGCGCUGUGAUUCUGUCAUUAAUCAUCUUGGCUUCGUGUCAUUAAAAAGCAAAUGUGCUAGAUACUGGUCAUGCGUCGGCCAGCAGAAAGUCUGUGGUUUAAACAAGGAAUUGACGAUCGUUACGGUGUCCGAAGAAACGUGCCCCGACUACACGUUACGGACGUUAUCGGUGAAGCGGAACGUUGAGUCCAAAGCCACCGAAGAGCGUACUAUUUAUCAGUACCAGUUUCUCGCUUGGCCGGAUCACGGCGUCCCGUCUGAUCCUAGUUCGGUUUUGAACUUCUUGGAGGAAGUUGACAGGCGAGCUGCAACGAUCAAAGACUGCGGUCCCGUUGUUGUUCACUGCAGUGCUGGCAUCGGUCGAACGGGUGCUUUCAUUGCCAUUGAUCUCAUAUUGAAUUCCAUUAAGCGAAACGGUUUGCAGUGCAUCAUUGACAUCAGAAGGACGGUGGAAAUGCUGCGUUCGCAGCGUUCGGGGAUGGUGCAAACGGAAGCGCAGUACAAGUUCGUUUACUUGGCUGUUCAGCACUAUAUCGACAUACUGGCGAAGCACUUGCAGGAGCAGAAGAGAAGUGAGGUGCUUCAGCGAGAGUACACGAACAUCAGGUACACAUCUGAAAAUGCGAAUUUCAACCUCUCUCCAACCAGUACCACAUUGAAAGGUAACGAUUCACAGUGCAAUUCGUUCAGCGAAGAAGUCGUGGCGUCCAACGCUGCAGCACUGGAAAAGUUGCAUUUGCAGCCUCCCCCAAGACCAAAGCGGCUUUUAAAGCAAGCGACAGGAACCCAGUGA
Messenger RNA from Soboliphyme baturini, 1083 nucleotides. NCBI's taxonomy places the organism in Eukaryota, Metazoa, Nematoda, Enoplea, Dioctophymatida, Soboliphymatidae. The record is from the annotation of a GenBank genome assembly.